Nymphaea colorata (pocket water lily) is the source of this 1296-nucleotide messenger RNA. RefSeq lists its product as uncharacterized. The transcript has 11 exons. The record is from RefSeq and is a predicted model, not a curated record. Gene Ontology annotation, cellular component: CCR4-NOT complex; CCR4-NOT core complex; P-body. The coding region runs from base 8 to 1213 and encodes 401 amino acids. Gene Ontology annotation, biological process: mRNA catabolic process; negative regulation of translation. NCBI's taxonomy places the organism in Eukaryota, Viridiplantae, Streptophyta, Magnoliopsida, Nymphaeales, Nymphaeaceae.
GAGAGAGAUGGGGGAGUCUGAUGAGGAACUGAUGGUCGAGCAGGACCAUCCAUGGGAAGACCGAACACUGAACCUCCUUCAAGACUCCAAGAUAGACGAAGAACUUUCGGGAGGCAAGAAGAAUCAGAAGGUCUGGAAGAAGCACAAGCUGAAAUGGAUGAAGAGGCCCAUGGGCAUCCCCGACGUGAUAUUGGAGAUCCGAGGGGAGGAUAUCAGAGAGAACGCACUUAGGUGCCUGAGCAAUUUCCUUCUUGAGAAAAGGGAAGAAGAUCCUGAGAACUAUCAUAGGUCGGGCUUCUUGCUGUUCCAUUCAUUUGGCACCAUGGCAAUCUUGUUGCAGGAAGUAAUUGAUGCAACCAUGAAGAUGGUGAAUGGAAAUCUUGGCGUCAGAGACUCCAGGAGGCUAACCAAUGUUCUCACCCUGUUUCAGGCUGUAGCUGCCAACACGGAGACCAGGUUCAGUUUUGUGCAAUCACACAUACCAGAUUUUAUCAUUCCUCUCAUAUUAUUUGAGAGUAGGGAAGAGAUGACUGACAACGUGCGAGCUAUCUCCCUUUCUGUCAUUGGGAUUCUAUGCCAGGCAAGGGAACCGGAGAUCAUUCAAUGGGCCAUUGAGAACAAUAUUGUGGACGUCUGUGACACUGCAAUUAGGAUUAGCAGUGAACUCUGCAAAGUGAUAGCAAUGCACAUACUUGAAGCAAUACUCCAGGACAGCAAGGGUAUCUUGUACAUCUGUGAUCCUCAUUCCGAUCAGCAACUGAGGAGGUUAAUUGAGAGAAUGAUCAUUUUGGUCGAUGUUCUCUCUGUGAAUCAAGACUCCUCUCCACGUUUACUCUUCCACAUUAUCAGGUGUUUUGUGCUUCUCUGCACUCAUACCAGAGGUUUCACUGCUGUCGUUGAAAGUUUACCUGUCGCUCUCAUGAAUAACUCAUUUCAAGAGAUCAUGGAGGAGUUCCCAAUCAUAGGGAAACUUCAUGAACAGCUUCUACUGAGUAUUGGAAAGGCAACUGACGUUUCUCUGCUGCCGACUGGUGAAGGAUGCGAACAAACAAGAGAGACGAAGACCAACUGGAGAAGUGAUGCUAUUGGCGCUUCUGCCUCUGCAUCCGAAGAAUCGCCGCUACUGCGACCAAUAGACCUGAACAGAACCGAUUGGUCGCGAUUGCCCGAUGCUCAUUGCCCAUUCAUGUUACAUUCGGGCAAAGAAAACUAGAGUCCACUGUCCUUCUUUGAUCCUCCCGUACACUGGCUUAAAUUUUUUUCUUUUUCCUUGUAAAUUCAUUGUUUGCGCUUGUA